AUGAACGCAGCCCCAGGAAUCUUGGAGUCCAGACGUGAAAAUGAGAUUUCAUCCACCAUCCUUGCGAAGCAGUGGAAAAAGCUCUACGAGGCAGGAAAAGCGCAAAAUCCCCCGAUUGCAGCUAUUACUGCUGCUGCAUUCUUCUACCUCGCAUGGUCCGUUCGAUCCGGAAGAUCAUUAGUUCGGGGAGCAUCAAAUCUUCCUACGUUAUAUGGUUCAGCUGCUGUUCUCACGUUGAGCAUCGUGCCUUAUACCAUUGUAGCGAUGAGCAAGACCAAUGCGGCGCUGCUCACCAAAGCGACCGGCAACUCCAAAGUAGCUGAGAAGGCGAGCGCCGAUGUCGAUGAGCUUGUUCAAAACUGGAUUUCACUCAACACUAUCAGGGGCCUAUUGCCUUUGGUCGGGGGCCUUGUGGGUAUCUUCGCGGCGCUACCCUGA
Molecule: messenger RNA, 438 nt
Organism: Penicillium digitatum Pd1
Lineage: Eukaryota; Fungi; Ascomycota; Eurotiomycetes; Eurotiales; Aspergillaceae
Product: anthrone oxygenase family protein
Source: RefSeq, a predicted model, not a curated record